This is a messenger RNA of Pseudogymnoascus verrucosus, 762 nucleotides long. RefSeq lists its product as uncharacterized. Lineage: Eukaryota; Fungi; Ascomycota; Leotiomycetes; Thelebolales; Thelebolaceae. The transcript has 3 exons. Bases 1 to 762 code for a protein of 253 amino acids. The record is from RefSeq and is a predicted model, not a curated record.
AUGAAGGCUGCAUCCUGUGUGCUGAAAAGUAGUCAACUACGCACCCGCAUCGAGAAGCAAUCUCCGAGCUCACCUCUCACUAUUUCUCAAAGGAUCAUCUUCGGCGGCCCGAGCGAAAUCUAUGAAGACGGCUAUGACUACCAUCCGUCUCUUGUACAGAUCGGUUCCGGCGAACAUGCAGCACACAACGAAGACUACAAUGCCUAUGCCGGCCUUGGUGGUGGUGUUGCCUUUGCCCAAGAAAUGCCAGAGGAAGCUCAGAGAGUCCUGACGUAUAAUGCACUCGAAGAUAUGCGCGAGGCAUGGGAGCGUGAUGGUGUUGGUGCGAGACGACAGGCUGGUGCCAUGGGCUCGUUGUGGGUGGAAGAUGAAGAUGAAGGAGAGUAUGACGAUGAAUUUGAUAAAGUUGAUGAAGCGGAUGUUCGACGCGGUCAUCAAAUUUUCUUGGGGAGCAGUCUCAGACAGCGAAAUCGUGGAGUCACUGAUGUCGCGCUCGAGGAGUCUUUGUGGGAUGACCUUGCUGAAGAGAAUGAGUUACCAGACCAUAGAAGGGGCUAUCAAUGCGCUGAACCGGCUUUGUUCUCAGAACAUCGCUAUGCUAAUUCUUGGGAUAAUGACAACGAAGAUGAGGAGGAUGGUGGGCGUGUUUUUGUGAUGGACCGUGACGGAGAGCAUCUGGCCCCAUGCGGUGACGAUGAGGAAUAUGGAUGUCGUGAUAUUUACGAGGGAGCCGCAGCAUAUGAUCUCGAGGAUGACGAGUAG